AUGAGCCAAAAAGAGUAUACUGCCGAAGAGGUCAAGCAGCAUGUCACCAAGGAUGACCUAUUCAUUGUUGUGCACUCCAAGGUCUAUGACUGCACGAAAUUCCUGGAUGAGCACCCGGGUGGCGAGGAGGUCAUGAUUGAUGUUGCCGGUAUGGAUGCGUCUGAUGCGUUUGAGGAUGUUGGACACUCUGACGAGGCGCGUGAGCAGCUGGAGAAGUUACUGGUGGGAACACUGAAGGAAGACCCGAAUGCGCCCAAG
This is a messenger RNA of Protomyces lactucae-debilis, 258 nucleotides long. RefSeq names its product cytochrome b5-like heme/steroid binding domain-containing protein. Lineage: Eukaryota; Fungi; Ascomycota; Taphrinomycetes; Taphrinales; Protomycetaceae. The transcript has a single exon. Gene Ontology annotation, molecular function: heme binding. The record is from RefSeq and is a predicted model, not a curated record. Gene Ontology annotation, biological process: sterol biosynthetic process. Gene Ontology annotation, cellular component: endoplasmic reticulum membrane; intracellular membrane-bounded organelle. The annotation marks the transcript as partial.